Molecule: messenger RNA, 1128 nt
Organism: Necator americanus (New World hookworm)
Lineage: Eukaryota; Metazoa; Nematoda; Chromadorea; Rhabditida; Ancylostomatidae
Exons: 11
Coding region: 1-1128 (375 amino acids)
Molecular function (GO): FMN binding; oxidoreductase activity
Source: RefSeq, a predicted model, not a curated record
AUGCCCGCUGCCAAAAAAACUCUCCUAACAAUUAAUGACUACCAUUUGGAAGCUGUGUCAAGGCUUGAAAAAAUGGCAUUGGACUAUUAUGAUGGUGGAUCCGAUGAUAAAAUGACGUUGGCACGAAAUGUGGACGCUUUUCGGAGUCUUCUCAUUCGUCCUAGAUGUUUACAAGAUGUUAGCGAAGUAAACACCUCCGUGGAAUGGUAUGAUGACAUGAACAGAUUCCCUAUUGGAAUUGCACCGACUGCAUUCCAUUGCAUGGCGGAAAAAAACGGUGAACUGAGCACAGUGCGAGGAGCCUCACUAUCCGGUUCUACGAUGAUCGUCAGUUCGUGGUCUACCACACCGAUAGAAAAAAUUGCGCAUGAAGCUAUAAACUUGGGCGUGAAUUUGUGGUUUCAGCUCUACGUGUACAAAGACAAAUCCAUCACCGCCUCGCUUCUCUCACGAGCCUUGGCGUCUGGUUGUAAGGCUGUUGUUCUUACGGUGGAUACGCCAGUGUUUGGUAGACGUUUAGCAGAUGCGAGAAAUGGAUUCACCCUACCUAAAGGAUUAACUUUUGCAAACUUUGCAACCAUACAAUCCUCUCAAAUGCCAUCACCAUCGGAAGGACAAUCCGGUUUUAUGCAAUACGUGGCCAGUCAAAUAGAUCCAAGCUUAAAUUGGGAGGUGUUGGAUUGGGUGAUAAGCAACAGUAAGGUACCAGUUCUUGUAAAAGGUGUCAUGAGAGGUGAUGAUGCGGAAGAGGCUAUUCGAAGAGGCGUUCGAGGAAUUAUUGUAUCAAAUCACGGUGGACGACAACUCGAUAGCGCUCCGGCUACUAUAGAAGCGCUUCCAGAAGUUGUUCAAAGUGUCAACGGAAGAGUGCCUGUUUUCCUUGAUGGUGGUAUCCGAAAUGGGCGUGAUGUGUUCAAAGCCGUCGCACUUGGUGCUUCUGGUGUGUUUAUUGGACGUCCAGUACUUUGGGGUUUAUCCGUGGCGGGAGCUGAAGGUGUGGGAAAUGUGAUUAAACUACUUCAGACUGAAUUCAUGCAUACAAUGCAACUCGCUGGAUGCCGUUCUAUCCGUGAAAUACACGAAAGUCGAGAUAUAGUUGUGAAAGAGUCAUAUUACGCAAAACUGUGA